This is a messenger RNA of Hordeum vulgare subsp. vulgare (domesticated barley), 1872 nucleotides long. RefSeq names its product benzyl alcohol O-benzoyltransferase-like. The transcript has a single exon. NCBI's taxonomy places the organism in Eukaryota, Viridiplantae, Streptophyta, Magnoliopsida, Poales, Poaceae. The coding region runs from base 372 to 1787 and encodes 471 amino acids. The record is from RefSeq and is a predicted model, not a curated record.
AUUAUAAAUUGGUUUGCAAGGAAAUAUUAGUCUGGAAUUCGACUUUCGAAAAGAUACAAGAUCCUUAUACGAAUUGCCACGAAAAUACACAGCUCACUGUCAAAACACUAACAAAAAAGAAACAUGUACGCCAAUGCAUGUCGACCGUCGAGCAUCGGUUAAACCGCCGUAUCUACACAGCCAUUUUCUAUGUAGAAGUGCCAAUUGUAGUCUCCGUCUCAAACUCAUCGUUGAAAAAUGUUUGCCAGCUCGCACACAUCGCCGCUUCUGCCUAUAAUAUACGUAGAACCAUGCAUGGCGAAACCAUUUCGCUGAAACACAGUUGCCAAGAACUAUCACUACGUGAAGUUUCUACGUAGGCAGAUACGAGUAUGUCUGUGGCACGGGCACUAACUACGCUGUCCAUCCGGCGGGGCGAGCGCGAGCUCGUGGCGCCGGCGAGGCCCACGCCCUACGAGUUCAAGGUGCUCUCCGACAUCGACGACCAGGAGGUCCUCCGCUUCUACCGCUCCGGCGCCUUCUUCUACCGCGGCGACGCCUCCAAGUCCGGCAUUGACCCGGCCAAGGUCAUCAAGUCGGCGAUCUCCGAGGCGCUCGUGCACUACUACCCUCUCGCCGGCCGUUUCCGGGAGCUCCAGCCGACGAGGAAGCUCGUGGUCGAGUGCACGGGCGAGGGGGUCGUGUUCGUCGAGGCGGACGCCGAUGUCCGGAUGGACGACUUCGGAGACUCGCUGGCGCCGCCGGUGCCGUGUUACGAUGAACUGCUGCCCGAGCCGGAGUGCGCCACCGCCGUUGUCGUCGACCGUCCUUUGCUCUUUGUUCAGGUGACGCGGCUGAGGUGCGGAGGUUUCGUCUUCGGGUUCCAGAUAUGCCACUGCAUCGCCGACGGCCAGGGGAUCGUGCAGUUCCUGACGGCGCUGACGGAGUUCGCCCGCGGCGUGCCGGACGCGCCGACCGUGCGGCCGGUGUGGCAGCGCGAGCUCCUCACGGCGAGCUGGCCGCCGGCCAUCACGCACGACCACGCGGAGUACGCGCCGCUCCCCGACCCCGGGAAGGACGUGGUCUCCUCCUCCGACGCCUUCUCGCAGCACACCUUCUUCUUCGGGCAUCGCGAGAUCGAGGCGCUCCGGUCCCAGGCCCCGCCGGCGCUGCGCUCCGCCGCGUCGCGGUUCGACCUGAUCGGCGCCUUCAUGUGGCGGUGCCGCGCCGCCGCGCUGCGGUACGAGCCGGACGAGCUGGUCCGGCUGCACAUGUUCGUGAACGGCCGGGUGAGGAACCGGAGCCGCCACCGCUUGCCGAGGGGCUACUACGGCAACUCGUUCGCGUUCGCGGCGGCGUGCGCGCCGGCGGGGCAGCUGUGCCGGAGGCCCCUCGGGGAGGCGCUGCGGCUGCUGCUGGAGGCCAAGGCGCGGGCGGAGCAGGAAGGGUACGUGCAGUCGGUGGCCGGCUUCAACGCGGCGCGCAGGAGGCCGGCGUUCCCCAAGGCCCGGACGUACCUCAUCUCGGACAUGACCCAGGCGGGGAUGCUGGGGGUGGACUUCGGGUGGGGCAGGCCGGUGUACGGAGGGCCGGCGACGAUCAUCCUUGCCACGUUUCAUCUGGAGGGGAGGAACGAGGCCGGCGAGGUCGGUGUCAUCGUGCCGACGAGGUUACCGGUGCUGGCGUUGGAGCGGCUAAAGGUGGAGGUGGCCAAGGGGCUCACGGUCACCGCCGGUCCGACUGCCACUGAACCGGCGGACAACAGCAAGUCGGCAUUGGUUCCUGCUCACGCUAUCGCAAAGCUGUAGAAGCGCUGCGGUGCUGGGCUGGGCUGGGCUGCGUACACAACAUGGAAAGAGAAAAAAAGAAUCGCCUACUCCUGUGCUUAUGCUA